Linderina pennispora is the source of this 1683-nucleotide messenger RNA. RefSeq names its product MFS general substrate transporter. The record is from RefSeq and is a predicted model, not a curated record. Gene Ontology annotation, molecular function: transmembrane transporter activity. Gene Ontology annotation, biological process: transmembrane transport. NCBI's taxonomy places the organism in Eukaryota, Fungi, Kickxellomycota, Kickxellomycetes, Kickxellales, Kickxellaceae. The transcript is spliced from 2 exons. Bases 1 to 1683 code for a protein of 560 amino acids.
AUGACAGCUUCUCGCGACGUAUCGACGUCGACGGACUUGAGCGCGGCCGUGGCAGUGCCAGAGAAAGCGCCGUCCUCGUACAGCGCGUACGAGCAAUUCAAGGAGCACAACCUUCUGGGGCAGCCCAAGUGGGGGUUGGGCAAGACGCUGGCGACGUUUUCCGGGCUGUGCCUAGUAAUGUACGAGGCAUGUUCGGCAGAGGCACAGUUCAACCAGAUCCUGGCGCCGCUGAAGGACCACUACGGGUCGAGUAUAUUUGCGCAGUGGAUGGAGGCAGCGUACCUGCUGACGUGCGUGCUGCUGCAGCCGGUGUGGGUGAAGAUGGCGGAGAAGUUUGGACGGCCGUGGCCGCUGUUUGCGUCGAUUCUGGUGUUUAUGGCGUUUUCGGUGAUGGUGGGCGCGGCGCCGUCGAUGGGGGUGCUGUGUGUGGGGCGGGCGUUGCAGGGAGCCGGGGCGGCGGGCAUGAUGCCGCUGGCGCUGGUGGUGCUGACGGAUGUGCUGACACCUGGCGUGCGCGGCAUGUAUAUGGGCGGGUUGGGCGCGGUGAUUGUGGCGGGCAAGUGGUCAGGACCCAUGGUGGGGGCAGCGCUGUACGAGUACAGCAACUGGCGGUGGGUCGGGUACAUGCACUUGCCGAUAUGCGCAGUGGCGAUGGUGGUUCUGUAUGCCACGCUGCAUGAUAUGCCGACACCGCCGAGCAAGUCGCUGCGGAGCCUGCGGGAGUUUGACUUUCUGGGCACCUUGCUGUGGGUGGGCGGCGGAUUGAUGAUUCUGCUGGCGCUGUCGUGGGGCGGCAACGAGCACAAGUGGAAUUCGGCGGUGAUCAUCUGCCUGUUUGUGUUCGGGUUUGUGGUGGUCGGGCUGUUUGGGUGCGUGGAGGCUUUCUACGCAAAGUGGCCGAUUAUUCCGCUGAAGGUUCUGUUCCGGAAGCGCACGCUACUGACACUGACGUCGUCGUUUUUCCUGGGCUUCUGCAUUUACGGGAUGAUUAUGUUUGUGCCGGUGUACUAUAUGAUGCUGCAGGCGGAGGGGCCGCUGGCAUCGGCGAAGCACAUCUGGUGGUGCAUGCUCGGGGGCGUGAUCGGAUCGCUGCUGGGCGGGUUCCUGGUGAGCGUGCGGCACCGCGUGUAUUACCGGGAGCUGUCGGUUGUAGGCACAUUGCUGAUGGCGAUUGGAUACGGGCUUCUGUACACCUGGCCGCGGGAGCUGGACAAGGCGAAGAAUUCCGGGUACCAGGUUCUGGUGGGGCUGGGGCUGGGGCUGUGCAUGCAGCAGAUCAUGCUGGCGGGGCAGGCCGGGAUCCCGGCGAACGAGGUAUCCACGGUAACGACAUUGAUCGACUACGGGCGCACACUGGGCGGCAUGGUGGGGCUGGUGAUGGGUGAGGUGAUUCUGAAAGAGAAGAUGUUUGCGACACUGGACGGGCAGGAUGUGGUCGGACUGGAGGCGAUGGCGCCGAUGCUGGCCAAGCUCCCGAGUGUGAUGACGGAUCCGAUUUAUAGCGGGAUUAUGCGCGCACUGCAUUUGGUGUUUGUCGCCUAUGUGCCGUUUGCAGCGGCCGCGUGUAUCCUGUGUGUGUUCAUCAAGAACAUCCCGCUGCAUGUCAUUCUGCCGGCGUCGCACAACGACGAGGUGCCAGAGGCGCUGCGCGAUCUGCAUCGCAAGAAGAUUGAGAGUGUCUAA